Loxodonta africana (African savanna elephant) is the source of this 2956-nucleotide messenger RNA. RefSeq names its product potassium voltage-gated channel subfamily H member 2 (gene KCNH2). The record is from RefSeq and is a predicted model, not a curated record. Bases 1 to 2457 code for a protein of 818 amino acids. Gene Ontology annotation, molecular function: inward rectifier potassium channel activity. Gene Ontology annotation, cellular component: plasma membrane. The transcript has 11 exons. Lineage: Eukaryota; Metazoa; Chordata; Mammalia; Proboscidea; Elephantidae. Gene Ontology annotation, biological process: potassium ion transmembrane transport; regulation of ventricular cardiac muscle cell membrane repolarization; regulation of heart rate by cardiac conduction.
AUGGCAGCCACAGCAGGGAAGGCGAGCGGGACAGGGGCUCUGCAGGCCAGGGCCCAGAAAGGCCGGGUGAGGCGGGCUGUGCGCAUCUCCAGCCUCGUGGCCCAAGAGGUGCUGUCCCUGGGUGCGGAUGUGCUGCCGGAGUACAAGCUGCAGGCGCCACGUAUCCACCGCUGGACCAUCCUGCACUACAGCCCCUUCAAGGCUGUGUGGGACUGGCUCAUCCUACUGCUGGUCAUCUACACAGCUGUCUUCACGCCUUACUCAGCUGCCUUCCUGCUGAAGGAGACUGAGGAGGGCCCCCCGGCCCCCGACUGCGGCUAUGCUUGCCAGCCACUGGCUGUGGUGGACCUCAUUGUGGACAUCAUGUUCAUCGUGGACAUCCUCAUCAACUUCCGCACCACCUACGUCAACGCCAAUGAGGAGGUGGUCAGCCACCCCGGCCGCAUCGCCGUUCACUACUUCAAGGGCUGGUUCCUCAUCGACAUGGUGGCCGCCAUCCCCUUUGACCUGCUCAUCUUCGGCUCUGGCUCUGAGGAGCUGAUUGGGCUGCUGAAGACAGCACGGCUGCUGCGGCUGGUGCGCGUGGCCCGGAAACUGGACCGCUACUCGGAGUAUGGGGCGGCCGUGCUCUUCCUGCUCAUGUGCACCUUCGCACUCAUUGCGCACUGGCUGGCCUGCAUCUGGUACGCCAUUGGCAACAUGGAGCAGCCUCACAUGGAUUCGCGCAUCGGCUGGCUGCACAACCUGGGUGACCAGAUUGGCAAGCCCUACAACAGCAGUGGCCUGGGCGGCCCCUCCAUCAAGGACAAGUAUGUCACAGCACUCUACUUCACCUUCAGCAGCCUGACCAGCGUGGGCUUUGGCAAUGUCUCUCCCAACACCAACUCGGAGAAGAUCUUCUCCAUCUGCGUCAUGCUCAUCGGCUCACUCAUGUACGCCAGCAUCUUCGGCAACGUGUCGGCUAUCAUCCAGCGGCUAUACUCAGGUACCGCUCGCUACCACACGCAGAUGCUGCGCGUUCGGGAGUUCAUCCGCUUCCACCAGAUCCCCAACCCACUGCGGCAGCGCCUUGAGGAGUACUUCCAGCACGCCUGGUCCUACACCAACGGCAUCGACAUGAACGCGGUGCUGAAGGGCUUCCCGGAGUGCCUGCAAGCUGACAUCUGCCUGCACCUGAACCGCUCGCUACUGCAGCACUGUAAACCCUUCCGUGGGGCCACCAAGGGCUGCCUGCGGGCUCUGGCCAUGAAGUUCAAGACAACCCACGCGCCACCUGGGGACACGCUGGUGCAUGCAGGGGACCUGCUCACUGCCCUUUACUUCAUCUCCCGGGGCUCCAUCGAGAUACUGCGGGGCGAUGUUGUUGUGGCCAUCCUAGGGAAGAAUGACAUCUUUGGAGAGCCCCUGAACCUGUAUGCGCGGCCUGGCAAGUCCAACGGGGAUGUGCGUGCCCUCACCUACUGUGACCUGCACAAGAUCCACCGGGACGACCUGCUCGAGGUGCUGGACAUGUACCCUGAGUUCUCUGACCACUUCUGGUCUAGCCUGGAGAUCACCUUCAACCUUCGAGACACCAACAUGAUCCCUGGCUCUCCGGGCAGCACAGAGCUUGACGGCUUCAGCAGGCAGCGCAGGCGUAAGCUGUCCUUCCGCAGGCGCACGGACAAGGAUGUGGAGCAACCAGGGGAGGUGUCGGCCUUGGGGCCGGGCCGGGCAGGGGCAGGGCCGAGUGACCGGGGCCGGCCGGGAGGGCCAUGGGGGGAGAGCCCAUCCAGCGGUCCCUCCAGCCCCGAGAGCAGUGAGGAUGAGGGUCCAGGCCGCAGUUCCAGCCCCCUCCGCCUGGUGCCCUUCUCCAGCCCCAGGGCCCCCGGAGAGCUGCCAGGUGGGGAGCCCCUGACGGAGGACUGUGAGAAGCGCAGUGACACCUGUAACCCGCUGUCAGGUGCCUUCUCGGGAGUGUCCAACAUCUUCAGCUUCUGGGGGGACAGUCGAGGCCGCCAGUACCAGGAGCUGCCUCGCUGCCCCGCCACCACCCCCAGCCUCCUCAACAUCCCCCUUUCUAGCCCAGGCCGCCGGCCUCGGGGUGACGUGGAGAGCAGGCUGGAUGCCCUCCAGAGGCAGCUCAACAGACUAGAGACCCGACUGAGUGCGGACAUGGCCACUGUGCUACAGCUGCUACAGAGGCAGAUGACACUGGUUCCGCCCGCCUACAGUGCUGUGACCUCCCCGGGACCCGGCCCCACCUCUGCCUCCCCUCUGCUGCCUGUCAGCCCCAUCCCCAUCCUCACCCUGGACUCGCUUUCUCAGGUUUCCCAGUUCAUGGCGUGUGAGGAGCUCCCCCCAGGGGCCCCAGAGCUCCCCCAGGAUGGCCCCACCCGACGCCUCUCCCUGCCGGGCCAGCUGGGGGCCCUCACCUCCCAGCCCCUGCACAGACACGGCUCAGACCCAGGCAGUUAGUGGGGCUGCCCAGUGUGGACACAUGGCUCACCCAGGCUCAGGGCAUGGCCUGGGCCCUCCCCUCUGAUGCCUGUUCAGGUGGCCCUGGCCAUGGAUAGCACAAAUCCUCCCCAGCCUCGGGACCAUCUCCUCCUGCAGUCCCCAGGGCCCCAGUGGGAGGGGCAGGGGCAGGGCUGGGCAGUGGACAGGGGGCCUGUGGUCUCGCCCUGCCCUGGGGGCAUUAGCUGGUCUAACUGCCCGGAGGCACCUGGCCUGGGCCUUAGGCACCUCAAGGACUUUUCUGGUAUUUACUGCUCUUAUUGUUAAGGAUCAUAAUUAAGGAUCGUAUGAAUAAUUAAUGAAGAUGCUGAUGACUAUGAAUAAUAAAUAAUUAUCCUGAGGAGACUCCAGUGGUGCUGGGAGGGCACAGCCCUCAGCAUGCUGGGCCGAGCAUCUACAUUCAGGACAUGCUGCGUGUGCGUGCACUGGCCCAUCUGUGCGGGAAUCCACUGGGGAUGAC